Fraxinus pennsylvanica is the source of this 1548-nucleotide messenger RNA. The record is from the annotation of a GenBank genome assembly. NCBI's taxonomy places the organism in Eukaryota, Viridiplantae, Streptophyta, Magnoliopsida, Lamiales, Oleaceae.
AUGGAAGAAGAAACAUGCGAGGUGCGUUCACAAGAUGAUAAAGCUCUUCUCGAGAAAAGCAGGAAAAGGACAGUGAAGACACGUGCUCAGGUUGAUGCUUUGGAAAAUUUUUAUGAUGAACACAAAUAUCCUACAGAAUUGUUGAAAUCACAACUUGCAGAGUCAAUAGGACUGUCGGAAAAGCAAGUUUCUGGAUGGUUUUGCCACAGAAGGUUGAAGGACAAGAGAUUAUUGAAUGGGGAACCAUCUGCAAUUGGGAGACAAGAUCGUUCAAGUGGGAUUAUACAGGAUCAUGGCAGUGGAUUUAAGCAAGAUUCCUGUGGUAGCACAAAACAGGGAGAAGAUAGAAUUUUUGACACCAAGGAAGUUGAAAGCGAAAGGUUAGUCGGCCAAGAACUUUCUGCUGCCAACCUUACAUAUGAGCCUGGUAAUCACUAUACCAGUAACCAUAAUCGUAUAAAUGAUGCAUCAUCAGGAGGUAGUUCAUCAUUACGCAAUAUGUCCUCCCAUCAUAAUGGUGACUUAUCUGAUAUGGCAAGCUCGAAAUACCUAACACCAAAGUUUCCUGGGGAUACGAAGGGUGUUAAAAUUAGGUCUGGCCCAUCAGGUUAUUUGAAAGUGAAAGGUCAGGCUGAAAACUCUGCUAUUACUGCUGUAAAAAAGCAGCUGGGAAGUCAUUACCGGGAAGAUGGUCCGCCACUUGCAAUUGAAUUUGAUCCACUUCCCCCUGGUGCAUUUGAAUCUUCAGAGCAGGAACAAAAUAAUGAACCUUAUUAUGCUGGACAUGUUCUGCGGUCCAUUCCUGAUGUUUCAAAAAUCCAGAAGUAUCAUAAUUUCAGUGAGGGAUAUGAAAACAAAUACACCGGCUCUCAUAACUCUGACGUGGAUGGAACAAAUUAUAAAAUGGCACAUGGGUCAGAAAUUUCUGGAAGUUACCUCCAGCGGAAGUUCAAGAUGAAGACUAGUAAAUCGGAUCCUAGGAUUAACUCGUCAGUGAAUUUGCCUGAAGGUUCUAGAAGAUGUAUGCCAGGCUAUGAAAGUAGGGACAGUUACCAAAUGAGGCCUCGACACAGUGUUGAAGUGACGAAAAUGGAAUCUGUUUCUUGUCAUCCUAAUCUGCAAAUCUAUAGUGGGAAAGUAACAGGGGAAUGGACUGAGCCCUUGUUUAAUAAGUAUAAUGAUGUAGGCCCAAAGGUUUCCCGUGGAGGAAACAUUGAAUACCCGCCUUCAAAUUUGACCAUUAAGGGAAACGAAUAUCACACUUCAGAAGACAAAGGAAUGCCCAGAAGGACAAUUAUGGAUGCCAAAGUUUAUAGAGAGAGGGUGGUGAAUGCAAUUUGUGAGCCUGCUGGAGUAAAAAUUCCCCUGAAGAAUGAAACGAGUACUUCAAAAAGAGUUAGAGAUCAAUUUUCUCAGCAACUGAAUGGGAAGAAACCGUCCAUGGUAGAUACCCAUUCAUGCACUUAUCAACUCCCAAGGUCUGUGGCUGAGAUCCCGUCUAGUUUUAGUGAAGACGACGAAAGUGCAGAAACGAGUUCCAUGGAUUGA